Homo sapiens (human) is the source of this 3629-nucleotide messenger RNA. RefSeq names its product carboxypeptidase X, M14 family member 2 (gene CPXM2). Gene Ontology annotation, biological process: proteolysis. The transcript is spliced from 14 exons. NCBI's taxonomy places the organism in Eukaryota, Metazoa, Chordata, Mammalia, Primates, Hominidae. The record is from RefSeq and is a predicted model, not a curated record. Gene Ontology annotation, cellular component: extracellular region. The coding region runs from base 149 to 2263 and encodes 704 amino acids. Gene Ontology annotation, molecular function: zinc ion binding; metallocarboxypeptidase activity.
ACACGCGCAGCCAGCCGGCCGCCUCCCGCGCCCAAGCGCGCCGCUCUGCUGUGCCCUGCGCCCUUGCCCCGCGCCAGCUUCUGCGCCCGCAGCCCGCCCGGCGCCCCCGGUGACCGUGACCCUGCCCUGGGCGCGGGGCGGAGCAGGCAUGUCCCGCCCGGGGACCGCUACCCCAGCGCUGGCCCUGGUGCUCCUGGCAGUGACCCUGGCCGGGGUCGGAGCCCAGGGCGCAGCCCUCGAGGACCCUGAUUAUUACGGGCAGGAGAUCUGGAGCCGGGAGCCCUACUACGCGCGCCCGGAGCCCGAGCUCGAGACCUUCUCUCCGCCGCUGCCUGCGGGGCCCGGGGAGGAGUGGGAGCGGCGCCCGCAGGAGCCCAGGCCGCCCAAGAGGGCCACCAAGCCCAAGAAAGCUCCCAAGAGGGAGAAGUCGGCUCCGGAGCCGCCUCCACCAGGUAAACACAGCAACAAAAAAGUUAUGAGAACCAAGAGCUCUGAGAAGGCUGCCAACGAUGAUCACAGUGUCCGUGUGGCCCGUGAAGAUGUCAGAGAGAGUUGCCCACCUCUUGGUCUGGAAACCUUAAAAAUCACAGACUUCCAGCUCCAUGCCUCCACGGUGAAGCGCUAUGGCCUGGGGGCACAUCGAGGGAGACUCAACAUCCAGGCGGGCAUUAAUGAAAAUGAUUUUUAUGACGGAGCGUGGUGCGCGGGAAGAAAUGACCUCCAGCAGUGGAUUGAAGUGGAUGCUCGGCGCCUGACCAGAUUCACUGGUGUCAUCACUCAAGGGAGGAACUCCCUCUGGCUGAGUGACUGGGUGACAUCCUAUAAGGUCAUGGUGAGCAAUGACAGCCACACGUGGGUCACUGUUAAGAAUGGAUCUGGAGACAUGAUAUUUGAGGGAAACAGUGAGAAGGAGAUCCCUGUUCUCAAUGAGCUACCCGUCCCCAUGGUGGCCCGCUACAUCCGCAUAAACCCUCAGUCCUGGUUUGAUAAUGGGAGCAUCUGCAUGAGAAUGGAGAUCCUGGGCUGCCCACUGCCAGAUCCUAAUAAUUAUUAUCACCGCCGGAACGAGAUGACCACCACUGAUGACCUGGAUUUUAAGCACCACAAUUAUAAGGAAAUGCGCCAGUUGAUGAAAGUUGUGAAUGAAAUGUGUCCCAAUAUCACCAGAAUUUACAACAUUGGAAAAAGCCACCAGGGCCUGAAGCUGUAUGCUGUGGAGAUCUCAGAUCACCCUGGGGAGCAUGAAGUCGGUGAGCCCGAGUUCCACUACAUCGCGGGGGCCCACGGCAAUGAGGUGCUGGGCCGGGAGCUGCUGCUGCUGCUGGUGCAGUUCGUGUGUCAGGAGUACUUGGCCCGGAAUGCGCGCAUCGUCCACCUGGUGGAGGAGACGCGGAUUCACGUCCUCCCCUCCCUCAACCCCGAUGGCUACGAGAAGGCCUACGAAGGGGGCUCGGAGCUGGGAGGCUGGUCCCUGGGACGCUGGACCCACGAUGGAAUUGACAUCAACAACAACUUUCCUGAUUUAAACACGCUGCUCUGGGAGGCAGAGGAUCGACAGAAUGUCCCCAGGAAAGUUCCCAAUCACUAUAUUGCAAUCCCUGAGUGGUUUCUGUCGGAAAAUGCCACGGUGGCUGCCGAGACCAGAGCAGUCAUAGCCUGGAUGGAAAAAAUCCCUUUUGUGCUGGGCGGCAACCUGCAGGGCGGCGAGCUGGUGGUGGCGUACCCCUACGACCUGGUGCGGUCCCCCUGGAAGACGCAGGAACACACCCCCACCCCCGACGACCACGUGUUCCGCUGGCUGGCCUACUCCUAUGCCUCCACACACCGCCUCAUGACAGACGCCCGGAGGAGGGUGUGCCACACGGAGGACUUCCAGAAGGAGGAGGGCACUGUCAAUGGGGCCUCCUGGCACACCGUCGCUGGAAGUCUGAACGAUUUCAGCUACCUUCAUACAAACUGCUUCGAACUGUCCAUCUACGUGGGCUGUGAUAAAUACCCACAUGAGAGCCAGCUGCCCGAGGAGUGGGAGAAUAACCGGGAAUCUCUGAUCGUGUUCAUGGAGCAGGUUCAUCGUGGCAUUAAAGGCUUGGUGAGAGAUUCACAUGGAAAAGGAAUCCCAAACGCCAUUAUCUCCGUAGAAGGCAUUAACCAUGACAUCCGAACAGGGAGGAGAGGCUCCUUCUCUGCAAACUGUUCCCAUGAUCCUGUCGUGCCAACAAAAGAUCCCAUUCCACCUGCCAGGAAGCAGACUUUGGGACAUUAGGAUGAGGCGAGGCUGGGGUUCAGACCUGGCCCAUGUAUCCUUCAUUGCCAGGCUCCCUAGCAGUGGGCCUGGCAUAAAAGACCAAAUAUGUAAAUGGGGGAAAUGUGUCUAAAAUGCCACAAAAUAGUAGAUUGCUGUGUAAUGCCAUAAAUUGCAUUUUUCCCAUCUAGUUACUGAUUUCUUUGCUCAAUAAUAUUUUCUGAACAUUCCUACCAUUUGUCACUGAUCUUAUAGCCAUGAACCAUGAGGCUUCACACUGAAUACCAUGGAAUUUUGUACGUAGUAGCCCCUCAUAGGUGUUCAUUUUUUUCAUAUAUUUAUUCACUAUUCCUUAAUUAAUUCAGCAAAUGUAGAUUGCAUAGCUGGAAUGUGCCAGAGACCACGCAGAGUGUUGGCGAUCAUUAUGCAUGAAAGGCUGUGUGAUGUGGUUCUGCAUAGGAUUUGUAUUUUAAACAUUACAAAUGAAGCUCCUUUGAAAUGACAAUUCUAAAAGAGCCUAGAACAUUCCUUGACUAUUUAGUGCUUUGUAUGCAAUGUGAGAAAAUGUGGGAGUUUUGAACUGAGUGGGAGAUAAAAAGACCCUGGGGCCUCAUAAGCCAAGAUAGAAUACUUUGCCUAAUGGGUGCUGAGUUUCAAGCCCCUGCAAUCAAUGAGACAGUUUUGAUGAGCUAAUGGGAAAUGCAUCUCCCUCCCUUGAUUUUCCCCUCUAUAAAUAAUUUCCCAGUGUAUUCUCAUGACAGAUAAACUCCAUACUUUACACACGGCUCUUUGUUCUGUUUCAGAAUCUUUCGGUUCUCAAGAAAAGCUCUGAAUUUGCCUUGAUUUCUAUCUGAGGUUUAUGUGAUCUGACAAGUUUUAUUUCGGGAUGGAUUUUGCAUAAAAUAAACAGGGGUAUUAAAUGGAAUUCCACAGGGAGGGAAGCUGGUAGGAAUGCUUUGAGUUAGAUGCAUAUCAGUAUGUUGGACAGACACCCGGCUCACCGUUCCACAUGCCUGUCCUUUGCUUGGUGGGUACUGAACUGACCUGCUCCUGUGUGGACAUUCUUUGGGCCUGAGUUGCCCCUUCUGCCCACGUAUAGGAGAUGUGUCAGGGUGGCGGGAGAAAUUAUAAGGAAAGACGCAAACCUUCUUAGAAGGUCAGGACGUUUUGCAAAACUUCGGAAGGGCAAAGGGUAGAUAACAAGGGAAUGUAAAGGAAUUUAUUUGGAUGAAUUUGUUUACUUAUGUCUCCAGAUAUCAACCUUUGAUCAUUUGCACACAGGACUGCUCUCUACUCGGGGGGUCGACAAUGUUAAUUACCCACAAAUUGUGUUUGCUCCAAGCCUUUGUCAUUAAAUCUGUACUAAAUAAAUACAAACAUCUCUGGC